CCCGUGCAUUUUUUUUGUGAUGACGCCAUUUUCAAAAGACCGAAGCUUUAUUGGGAUCCUACGACUGUUCAUCGAUGAAGUUUAAAUAAAGAAUCGGAGCGUUUGAAUUACAAGGCAUGGACCUGACGAAUUACAGCAGGCAGCUCAUGCAGCAGCUGUGGGCCCUGAGGACGGAGGGCAAGUUCUGUGACUGUACCAUAUUAGUGGGCGACACGCCUCACACCGCGCACAAGCUGGUCCUGGGAGCCACCAGUAUGCUCUUCAGAUCUCUGCUGGAAGGCUCUGACACCAUCUCUAUCGACACGGCGGUGGUGUCGUCGCAGGAAUUCGCCUGCCUGCUUGACCUGGCUUACACGGGCAAGCUGCCCACUGGAAAGCACAACGUCAGCCGCGUCAUCGCCUCGGCAGACAGCUUGCAGAUGUACGAUGUGGCCGUGCGCUGCAAGAACAUCCUCAGUAGGCUGGUCGGGGCCCAGCCCAGGCCUGCUGCAGCUGCUGCUGCUGUCACCACCACCCAGACAGAGGCUCAGACCCAGAACCAGGCUGAACCUCAGACCCAGACUGAACCUCAGAACCAGAACCUGGCUGAACCUCAGAACCAGAACCAGGCUGAACCUCAGACCCAGACUGAACCUCAGAACCAGAACCAGGCUGAACGUCAGAACCAGAACCUGGCUGAACCUCAGAACCAGAACCUGGCUGAACCUCAGAACCAGAACCUGGCUGAACCUCAGAACCGGAACCAGGCUGAACCUCAGAACCGGAACCAGGCUGAACCUCAGACCCGGAACCAGGCUGAACCUCAGACCCAGACUGAGCCUCAGACCCAGAACCAGGCUGAACCUCAGACCCAGACUGAGCCUCAGCAAGAGGUCCAGGCUGAACCUCAGACCCAGACUGAACCUCAGGUCCAGAUCCAGGCUGAGCCUCAGACCCAGGCCCAGGCUGAACCUCAGGUCCAGACUGAACCUCAGGUCCAGAUCCAGGCUGAGCCUCAGACCCAGGCCCAGGCUGAGGUCCAGGUCCAGGUCCAGGCCGAGAGGGGAAUGCCACCCGCAGCACACAGAGCAUCUCCAGCUGGAGACCAGGUGCAGGAGGAGGCUGUGAAAGCCAGGCUGGAGGGCAGAGAGGAAGUAGAGGAGUCUCCUGGCCAUAGGAGGCUUGCUGGGUCAAAGAGGCCGGGAAGUGUGGAAGCGCCAAGCCCUAAGAUCCCUCGUAUGGAAGUCCUGGGGUCCAACGACCGGGACGUCUGCGUGCCCCGGCGACUCCUCCGUCAGCUGAAGGAGUCGUCAGAGGUGGUGCCUCCUCCCUGGACGGCCGGCGCUCUGCUGGAGCGCUCCGGGGAGCUGCUGGAGCUGCUGGGGGGUGUGGCCUCCCUCGCAGAGCUCCUCCCCCGGGCGGCGGCCAGCUGCCUGGAGGAUCAGGAGAGAGAGGUGGUGCUGGGGUGCUGCUCGGGGGGGGCCACGCCCACCGCCGCCGCCCUGCUGGUGGCCCGGCUGAGGGAGGGGCUGAUGAGCGAGGCCGGGACGCUGGCGCUGCUCGCCGCCCUUCAAGAGGAGUCUCCGGCCCCAUGGGGGGCCGGCCUGCUGGCCCUUCUGGAGGAGGUGGAGCCCGCCGCAGGGUCCACCACUGAAGACCAGGACCAGGAGGCAGGAAGCGAUGGCACCAACGAAGAGGUAGACAAAGAGGCAGACUAUGAAGAAGAGGAAGACAAGGACGGGAGCGUUAAGGAGGAGGUGAAGUGUGAGGCCGCCGCCUCAGGGCCGGACCCUGAUGGCCCCGCCCCGCCACAGCCCUACUCCUGCCGCUGGUGCAAGAAGGGGUUUGCCUUCAAGUGCCGGCUCCGGGCUCACCUCAAGUGCUGCGCCCUGUCGCAGGAGCCCAAGCACCAGUGCCCCCAGUGCCCCCAGCGGCUGCCCACCGUGCGGGCCCUGCAGCGCCACCGCGGAGAAGCCCACCCCAACGCCCCGCAGGCCAAGAAGAAGGUGGCCUGUGACCUGUGCGGCCGCACCUUCGCCCACCCCUCUGGCAUGAUCUACCACAAGCGCACGGAGCACUUUGAAGAGAAGCCUUUUGCGUGUGACGAGUGUGGGACCAAGUUUGCUGCCAACUCGUCCCUGAAGAACCACAUGCGGCUGCACACGGGCGAGAAGCCCUAUCACUGUAGGCACUGCGACAUGAGCUUCAGCGUGGCCGCCGCCCUGGCCUACCACACCAAGAAGAAGCACUCCGAGGGCAAGAUGUAUGCUUGCCAGUACUGCGAGGCCCUGUUCGCCCAGUCCAUCGAGCUGACCCGUCAUGUGCGCACACACACGGGUGACCGGCCCUAUGUGUGUCGCGAGUGUGGCAAAGGUUACAGCCAGGCGAGCGGGCUUACCGUCCACCUCCAGACCUACCACAACAUCCUGGAGCCCCACGACUGCCAGAAGUGCCGUCUGAGCUUCUCGUCAGUGGAGGAGCACAGGAAGCACCUCCAGGACAGCCACCCGCGUGAUUUCCACAAGUGCCCCGUCUGCCACAAGGUGUUCCACAGCGCCGCCAUGCUGGAGAAACACAAGGCCAUGCACUCCGGGAUGAAGCCCUACAGCUGCGACCUCUGCCAAAAAUCCUACCAGCAACUGUCGGGCCUGUGGUACCACAACAGGACCAACCACCCGGAGGUGUACGCCAGCCAGACCAGCAAGUCCCUCAAGUGCCUGGUUCAGUGCGACAUCUGCUUCAAGUUCUUCCCCAACGCCAGCAGCCUGAGCAGCCACCAGGCGCUGGAGCACGCCGCAGACUCUGAGGGGGCGGCGGCGGUGCGCUGUCCCUACUGCCCCGCCCUGCUUGGUGGCGAGGAGGGGCUCCAGGAGCACUGCACCAGCCAGCACUUCAGCCCCGGGGGCACGGCCUUCAGCUGCUCCCUGUGCCCGCUGCUCUGCCCCAGCCAGCAACAGCUGCAGGACCACUACCUGGCCUGCCACGUGGAGGCGCUGGUGGAGCAGGCAGGCCGAGGGGCCACCGUUGGAGGAGGAGGAGAGGAGGAGGUAGCAGAGGAAGAGGAGGAGGCCUUUAUCUCGGACAGCGCGCAGGAGAUCCCGACAGAGCCUCUUCUGGACGGAGCGGGGUCGGUUCUCUCCCUGGACCCAUCGCAGCUGGCCGGCUCUCAGCAGGUGUUCGUGGCCCUGGGAGGCGGGGCCGUGGCAGAGCUGUCAGCAGACAUGGUGGCCGUCAACAUGGACGACCUGCUCAACGGCACUGUCACCUUCAUCUGUGAAGACAAACCGUGAGGUCGGCCACUCAGGACCCACCCUUUAGGAUUACUGCGCCUCCACCUCUCAGGACCCUGAGGGGUGCAGGGAUGACAGGUCAAAGGUGGGCUGGUGUGACCUAACACCCAAGUCGAAGCUCAGGGAUGUCAGCAAACAGGUCCCAGAAAUGGAAACCGCAUUCUGGGCCUAGACCAGAAUCUGUAUUUCUCUUUCUUACCAGAAACUGUGCUGUUCAUUUAAUUGGUGGCCAUUGAGGUUGAUACGUUUAGAUUGUUUCUACCAAAUUAAAAGGAAUUCAAGUUAAAAGAAAAACUCUGGGGAUACCAUGUUCAGCAAAGAAUGAAGAUAGGUCAUUUUUGUCCUGGAGAGAAUGCAUGUAAAAAGAGUAUAAAGUGGGUCAGAUCACAUUAUGCAAAUGACACAAUUGUGUGAUGUGGAUAUUGAACACCUGCUCUGCUGGUAACAUCAUCCGUCUGUACCAGACAAUGAACUGCAGUGAUCAACCACCCUGUGUCUGGGUGUCGGAGGAGCCCAGCGUCCCCCCCUAGAGGGCGUGGGGCAACAUAACCACCUGCAGGCCAAGGUCACCACCUCAGGUUCUGACCAAAAGGGUGGAAUGGGCCUCUACAGAAGAAUGGAUCUGACAACAGCUCAGGCCCAAAAUAUAAAGACCUUGUUUAUUGCGGAAUGCAUGAUUAAAUACAAUAGUCCUUUUCUCACAACGUUGAAAGUGCGUACCUUUGAACAUAGAACUGCCAAACUCGUAUUUACCAAUGAGCCAGGAAGAAAGCUGCUGUCUCCUUUAUUUCUCGACAUUUAUUAAAACCUCCAUAGCGAAAUACAAGCAAAUAAAAUUACUCGACCAAGCAUGACCAACACCACGAAACAUCUAGAAGAUUAUAUCUUGAGUGUCUGUGAAUCAUGCUGAAAAUAAUAAGAGUCCAACAAAAUAAAAUACUGUUCUUAAUAAUA
Molecule: messenger RNA, 4223 nt
Organism: Gadus morhua (Atlantic cod)
Lineage: Eukaryota; Metazoa; Chordata; Actinopteri; Gadiformes; Gadidae
Gene: zbtb40
Product: zinc finger and BTB domain containing 40
Exons: 12
Coding region: 117-3269 (1050 amino acids)
Biological process (GO): regulation of transcription by RNA polymerase II
Cellular component (GO): nucleus
Molecular function (GO): protein binding; DNA-binding transcription factor activity, RNA polymerase II-specific
Source: RefSeq, a predicted model, not a curated record